AUGAAAUUCAAGGGACAAGCACGUGUUUGGUGGCAUAGUGUCAAAGAAUAUCUGCACCGUCUCCGGUUUCCACCCAUAUCCGAUUGGGAGGAGAUGAAACUCAAGUUACAGGAAAAAUACCUUCCUAUGGACUAUGAGGAUUCGAUUUUUGUCGAUUUAUUAGCACACAAGCAAGGGACCACAACGGUGGACGAAUACACCCAUCGUUUCCACGAGUUGAGUAUUUGUAGUCGCCUCACCGAGACAGAGCGUCAAUCUCUCACUCGUUACAAGGCUGGCCGUCAAGAAGACAUCAGUAGGGAGUUGAUCAACGUUCGAGUAACGAGUCUUGACAAGGUUUAUCAACUAGCACUACGGUUAGAGCAACAAGCCAAGCUUAUGAGUGCAAGGGGUCGUGGUCACUAUGCCUUUAUGUGCCCCACCCGUGAGCAGCGCCAUAGCUUAUACUGCGAAGAGAAUCCCCCUGAAGAGGAGGCUGAACAGCAUUCCCCUGUUGCCACUCCUGCCAAUGACGUGGAAACUCCUGAGGAGACGUUAGAGAGCAGAAUGAAUGUUAUAUCCCUUGAAGCUGUGCAGAAGUUAAAGCUACCUAUGGAGAAGCAUCCAAAACCUUAUCGUGUCAGUUGGGUAGAUGAUACUACCAUCCCCGUGAAGCAGAGAUGCUUGGGAAAGAAAUUGGUGUUGAAACCCAUGAACGUGCAAGAGUUUGAGCAACCGACUGCGGAGAGCCAAAUCGUCGAGGUACGAGUGUUGACAUUAUGCAAGUUCACUGUAGCUUGUAAGGAAUGUGGCUUGUAUAUUGCUUUGGGGGCAUACCCAAGUGCAUCCAUCCAAGCUCGCUACGUGCUCCCCACCGAAAUUGAGGAUAUGUUGAAAGAAUUCCAAGAUGUCAUGCCUGGCGAAUUUCCACGCAACUUGCCACCGAUGAGGAAUAUACAACAUGCAAUUGACUUGUUUCCAAGGGCAUCACUACCAAACCUCCCAUCGAGUUUAGUCGAUCAUGUUGACCAUCUCCGACAGUUACUUCAAACACUCCGUUUUGAAAGCUUCUUUGUCAAUCUCAAGAAGGGCACCUUUGCACAAGACAAUGUGAUUUUCUUAGGAUUCAUUGUAUUGUCCAAAGGAUUAACCACUGACCCGAAGAAGGUUCGCACCAUUAUGGACUGGCCCAACCCCAAUAAUCUCCGUGAUGACCCCCCAUCACUGAAUGCACCAAGAAAGGCUCCUUCCUCUGGACCACUGCUGCCCAACAAGCCUUCAAGGCCAUCAAGAAACUCCUUACGGAGGCACCUAUGUUUAUGGCUACCCAAUUUUGAAGCCCCUUUUGAAGAGUCUUGCGAUGCCUCACAUUCAGGCAUUGGCGGCGUUCUAAGUCAAGGUGGGCAUCCCAUCGCUUAUUUUAGCGAAAAGUUGAAUGAAGCAUUUAAGCGAUAUUCUACAUAUGAUUUGGAGCUCUACGCUCUUGUGAUAACUAUCAAGCAUUGGUGCCAUUAUUUGAUACAUCAAGAAUUCUUACUGUUCACUGACCAUGACUCUCUGCGGCAUUUAAAUGUCCAAAAGAAACUCAAUGCACGACAUGCUCGUUGGGUGAACUAUCUCCAACAGUUUACUUUUGUCCUUUGGCAUAAAGCGGGAAUGGAAAACACUGUGGCCGACGCCCUUAGCCUGAAAGAGUCCUAUCCUCAUGACCCGGAUUUUGGCACUUGUUAUAAGGCAUUGUUGACUUCACCUAAUUGGCUUGAUGGACACUAUUCUCUUCUUGAUGGCUAUCUUUUUAAGGGGACUCAACUUUGUCUCCCUCACACAUCCAUCCGAGAUUUUGUCAUCCAAGAACUCCACGCUGGGGGACUAGUGGGACACUUUGGCCGCGGUAAAAUUAUUGCCCUUGUGGAGGAUCGUUUUUAUUGGCCCCAUCUCAAGUGA
Molecule: messenger RNA, 1923 nt
Organism: Alnus glutinosa
Lineage: Eukaryota; Viridiplantae; Streptophyta; Magnoliopsida; Fagales; Betulaceae
Exons: 7
Coding region: 1-1923 (640 amino acids)
Source: RefSeq, a predicted model, not a curated record